Hevea brasiliensis (rubber tree) is the source of this 384-nucleotide messenger RNA. RefSeq lists its product as uncharacterized. The record is from RefSeq and is a predicted model, not a curated record. NCBI's taxonomy places the organism in Eukaryota, Viridiplantae, Streptophyta, Magnoliopsida, Malpighiales, Euphorbiaceae. The coding region runs from base 1 to 384 and encodes 127 amino acids. The transcript has 2 exons.
AUGCCAUCAUAUGCUAAGUUCUUAAAGGAGAUAUUAUCAAAUAAAAGGAAGCUUGAUGACUAUGAGACAAUGGCUCUCACAGAGGAAUACAGUGCAAUCUUGCAGAACAAAUUGCCUCCAAAGCUAAAAGACCCUAGAAGAUUCUUAAUACCUCAUCUCAUUGGCAACAUGAACAUUGAUAAGGCCCUUUGUGACUUAGAAGCAAAAAUGGAAGGUGUUCAAAUUCCCAUUAUCUAUGGAGGACCUUUCUUAGCAACUGCUAAAGCAAUCAUAUAUGUCAAAAAUGGGCGGUUGACUCUCAAAGUGGGAGAAGAAGAAGUGGAGCUCAACUUGUUUCAUGCCAUGAAACAAAUGCUAGAAACGGACAAGUCAUCUAAGAGUUAA